GGAAAGCCCAAUUCCAAUCCUCGCCUCCUUUCCAUGGUAGAUAUUGGAUAACAUUGUGGAAGCUCUUCACCUCUUCCUACCAUUUCCCGAAACCCCUUCCAUCCCCCGACUAAAACCCCUGACCUUCUGUCCUCUCAUGGCCGAGAAGCUCUCCUUCUCCAUCCCUCUCCGCGUCCCAACUCCCCCUCCCUCCAAAACGCCCUUCCAAGACCUCCCCGCCCCCUCUCCUCCUCCUCCCCCCUCCCCUGCCCGUUCUCCCCUCACCCCUCUCCUCCAAGACCUCCUUCCCCACCCUUCCAGCCCCAAAGACGCCGCCUUUCCCACUUCAUCCGCCCCCCGCUCCCUCCGCCGUCGGCGGCCUCCGCCCACCUCCCGGAAGCCCCGCCUCGGAAGGUCCCACGACCCCAACCGCGGCAAGCCCUGGGCCGUCGACCCCUGCGUCUCCCUCCGCGGCCACCAUGCCCUCUACUCGCUCCUUCGCUCCUCCGACGACCCCCGGGAUCUUGAUGAAAUCCUCCGACCCUUGGCCCCCUCCUCCGACCCCGACGCCGGCGGCGGCGUCGUCGUCGAGUCUCUCCUCACCGACCUCCUCGGCAUCAUCGAAGGCCUGGCGUUCCACAAGAAGUGGGAAACCGCAAUCGAAGUCUUCAACUGGGCCCGCCGCACCCACGGCGACGCGCGGCUCUUCUCCGGCGGCAGCGGCCCUGUCGUACCCGUUGUCAUCAGUAUCCUCGGCCGAGAGGGCCGCCUUUCGGACGCCGCCGCCCUACUCCGAGCCCUCCAAGACCUGGGCUGCCCUGCUGAUGUCUACACCUAUACCUCUUUGAUCACUGGGUAUGCCCGAAAUAGGAGGUUCCGGGAGGCGGUUUUGGUGUUCCGGAGGAUGGAGGAAGAAGGCUGCAAGCCAACCCUCAUCACCUACAAUGUAGUUCUUAAUGUCUACAGUAAGCUCUUCAUGCCGUGGAGCAAGGUCGUGGCCCUUGUCGAUGCCAUGAAGAAAGAUGGGAUUUUUCCUGACCGAUACACAUAUAACACUCUCAUCAGCUGCUGCCGCCGUGGCUCGCUGUAUGAGGAGGCCGCUGAUAUCUUCACUGAGAUGAAGUCGAUGGGUUUUGCGCCUGAUAAGGUGACUUACAACGUGUUGCUUGAUGUUUAUGGGAAGUCUCAAAGGCAUGAGGAGGCAAUGGAUGUUCUUCGGGAGAUGGAAGCAAAUGGCUUCCCUCCGAGCAUCGUAACCUACAAUUCGUUGAUAUCAUCUUAUGCAAAGCAUGGGGUUUUGGAUGAGGCAAUGGAACUCAAGGAGCAGAUGGAGGCAAAGGGAAUCAAACCUGAUGUUAUUACUUACACCACUCUGUUAUCAGGGUUUGAGAAGGCAGGAAAGGAUGAAUUUGCCAUGAGGAUUUAUGAAGAGAUGGAGAGCAAAGGGUGCAAACCGAAUCUGUGCACCUUCAAUGCUUUGAUCAAGAUGCAUGGCAAUCGGAGAAAGUUUGAGGAGAUGAUGAGAGUCUUUGAGGAACUUAGGUCUCGUGGCUUCUCACCAGAUAUAGUCACUUGGAACUCACUGCUGGCUGUGUUUGGUCAGAAUGGGAUGGAGUCUGAGGUUUCAGGAGUGUUCAAGGAGAUGAAGAGAGCUGGUUUUGUACCUGAGAGGGACACAUAUAAUACCUUGAUCAGUGCCUAUAGCCGAUGCGGCUCAUUUGACCAAGCUAUGGAAAUAUAUAAGAGGAUGCUUGCUGCUGGCAUUGGGCCAGAUCUUUCCACUUACAAUGCUGUAUUGGCUGCAUUGGCUCGUGGAGGACUUUGGGAACAAGCAGAGAAGAUACUCUCUGAGAUGAAGGAUGGACGUUGUAAGCCCAAUGAGCUCACUUACUGCUCAUUGCUGCAUGCUUAUGCCAAUGCAAAGAAAUUGGAUCGAAUGCAUGCUCUGUCAGAAGAUAUAUAUGCCAGGAAAAUAGAGCCACACAACAUGCUUUUGAAAACACUUGUGUUAGUCAACAGCAAGAGUGAUCUCCUAGCUGAAACAGAACGGGCUUUCUUGGAGCUGAGAAAAAGAGGUUGUUCCCCUGACAUAACUACUUUAAAUGCAAUGGUAUCUAUCUAUGGUAGGAGGCAAAUUGUUGUGAAAGUAGAUGAGAUAAUGAAAUUCAUGAGGGCAGGUGGUUUUACACCCUCCUUGACUACAUACAAUUGCCUGAUCAAUAUGUAUAGUCGGUUAAGAGACUCUGAGAGAUGUGAAAGGAUUCUUAGGGAAAUCAGGUUGAAAGGUGGGUGUCCUGAUCUUUAUUCGUAUAACACCGUCAUUUAUGCCUAUGGCAAGCAGGGUCGUAUGAAAGAUGCCUCAAGGAUAUUCUCAGAGCUGCAGGCUUCAGGUCUAAGGCCUGAUAUUGUAACCUAUAAUACUUUUGUUGCAAGUUAUGUAGCAAAUUCUAUGUUCGUAGAAGCUAUUGAUGUAGUUCGCUAUAUGAUCAAGCAUGGCUGCAAGCCACAUGAGAGCACAUACAACUCCGUAGUAGAUGGGUAUUGUAAGCAAGGGAGGAAGGAUGAAGCAAACUCAUUCAUAUGUAACCUUCAGCAGCUCAAUCCUGGCAUUUCUGAGGAUGAACAGCAUAGGUUAUUGGAACGAUUGUCUAAAAACUUUUCUUGAUUUUUGAUGAAGUUGGAAUGAGAAUAGAUGCACAUUCAAUAGAAUAGUUGAUGUGUGCCUUAAGAUGGGCAAAAGGAUGGAAUGGCUUUACUUAUCCAUCACUCUCAACAGCUAGGUCCCAGCAAGUUUGAGGAUGGAGAUUACGGAUUAUCUAAGCAUAUAGGAGGACUGCAGGAGCCACUUGGAAGUUGAGUCAAGGAUGCGCCCUGAAGCUUUUAAAGCAUUGGAUCGAUAUGCAAAUUUAAACCAACGAGGGAUUAAUCCACAAGCAAAGAAGAUUUCAUGGAAUAAUAUGCAAGAAUAUGCUGAACUUUUUAUGCUGGCUUGCAUCCAUAUUUAUGAUCAGGUUGAACUUUCAAAUUAUUUGUGUGUUCAAGGUUAAAUUGACACAUUAUGCUUUCAAAGGAUGCAUGUUGGGCAUGCCUAUCAUCGAGUGGAGGCUUCAGUGGGCUGAGUGUGCUAGUAUGCUGUAGAGCAUUCAGGAGCGGCUUGAGGGUUGGCAGGCUACAUCUUUAUCUAUGAUGGUCAGGUUGAUUCUGGUGAGCUCUGUCCUCAACUCUAUGCCAGUCUAUCUUAGGUCCCACACUAUUUUGCUGAGAUUCUCUCUUAUGAAGUUUAAGUAGAUGUUUCGAAAUUUCUUGUAGGGUUCGCAUAGUGGUGGGGGCGGGGUACAUCUAGUUGCUUGGGGCUUAAUCUACCAAUCGUUGUGAGAAGGCGGACUAGGCAUCCAAUCCUUGCUGGUCAGGAGAGAGGCCUUGAUAGCUAGGUAUGCUGCGAGGUAUUUGCUUGAGACUAAUAGCCUCUGAAAUUCUCUGAUGAGGACUAAGUGCGGCCCAUGGAUUUCAGCUGUUGAGAUUCAGGUUGGUUGGAGUAGCUCCUUUAUUUGAAGGAAGAUCUGCACACAUGCCUCGACAAUGAUGGCCAACAUGAGAUAGCUGAUUGGGGACGGGCAUAGUGUGAAUGGAAUGAGGGACACUUGGGUGGAUGAUCUUCCUUUGAGGUAGUGGUUGACCACAGUCAACACCAAGAUGGAGGAUAGCAUGCAGGUUUGUGCACGAUUUUUGUCCAGAGAGAGGUGGUGGAACACUAGCUUGGUUGUCCAGCUGCUUGGGGAGCAGUUAGCUGAGAGGAUGUGGUCCCUUGCUAUCCUAGACACAGUGUUCCCGAUGUGAGGGUCUAGAGAUCUACUUGCAGUCAAGGGUGAGGGCCAGGGAUCUUUAUGACCUCUUUAGAGGAGAGCCUACACAGAGGCGAGAUUGUGCUUGGAUUUGGAGGCUUGGUGUCCGCCCGAGAGUAGCCCUGUUUAUCUGGAAGGUAACUUGGGGUCGCCUUUCGACCAGGGAUAUUCUGAGUAAACGAAGAUUGAGCAUCCUGCUAGCCUGCCCCUGCUGCGAGUAGAGGAAUCUAUUGACCAUGUCCUCUUCCAUUGUGGGAGAGCAGUGCGGGUGUGGAGACUAACUGGCAUCCCUUAGAAGGUGCUUCAGUCGGCAACCCCAGUUGAUACCUUUCUGGUGUACCUGAGGACUAGCUCUAACAGGUCGCCCUCCAGAUCUAUCACCAUUAUAGUUGCCUAUCAUAUCUGGUUGGAUAAGAAUGCCUGAACUUUUGGGGAUAGCAAUUAACCGCCCAGAUCACCCAUUCCUAUAUUGUUCGAGAAUCUUUGAUAGCUCGGGGCACCUGGGACUCUUCUUUAGCUCUUGCAGCGAUGCAGACGACGUUCAUCAUUUGGGAGUCCCCAUCCUUAAGUUUCCUCAAGGUCAACUUUGAUGGCUAUGUGAUAGACGACGACAGUAGAAGCAAAGUAGGAUUUGUGAUCAGAGGCUCGAACUCUAGAUUCAUAGCAGUUGGCAGAAGUCCGAUCUUCGAUACCUCAGCCCUGUGGGCAGCUUAGGUAGGCGUUAGUUAUACAUGGCACUCUCUAAGAGCUGACUUCAUCUUGGUUGAGGGUGACUUUGCUAUGGCAAUUGGAUUGAUCCAGGGGCAGGUGAGGGGGUGGGUACACACCCCUUGUUGUAGGAUUUUUGAGUCUGGCAAGAGUGGGCGGCUUCUUUGUUGCAAGGCACAUCUACCAUGAGGCAAACGGGGCUACGAACUGGGUGGCCUCCUUCAUGGGUGACCACUUAGAUGGUGUGCUAUGGACUGACUUGACGCUUGCUCCGAGGGCCUUUCGAGGCACGUUACUUUCUGACUUUUUUGGAUGUAUUUAUUACUAGAACAAUAUGAAUCCCCCGUCUUAGCAAAAAAAAAGGGGAUGCAUGAUGUGCUUGCUCUUGGCUGGAGACUGAGGUUUAAGCUUAAAGAGCUGGAGAUUGAGGAGCUCUUUUUCAUGUUUCUACUUGAGGGUGGUUGGAUAGAACAUUUGUGUAGAUUAAUAGGUGCAUUGUUGAGAAGUUCCUUCUCUAGAAAUUGAGAUACAAUUCAUCUCUCUUGGCUGUGGGCUCUUUAUAGAACUCUAAAUAUAUUUUGAUUUCAAAGCAAAUGAUUUUCUUUAACCAAUAUGGCUUUCCUUGUUUAUAAGUUGAGAGAACUUAUUGUUUACUUUUCAUUGUAAUUCCACAUUGGAGAUCUGGAGUGACAGUUCGAGAAAUUUGAGGUGGAAUGAGUGAUUCCACGUUGCAUAAAAUGCCAAUUCUUUGGUUUGGCUGAAUUGUUAUGUAGCUUUUCUCUCUCAUACAUUGAAAGAGCCAAAAAAAAAAGGUAAUCAUUCUACAUUAAUUAUAUGAUAGUAUUGGUUCAUGGAAAUAAGCUAAUGACUUCAAUUUAGUAUUCAGUAAUGGGCAUGAUAAUAGUACAGUAGACAAAUAUGGAAGUCCUUUUUCAGACACUAGCUAUUUCACUCUCUCGGAGUAGGUGAUUUUUUUUUCUCUCCUAAUUACUUGUUAAGUGUUAUAUGCGUUCAAAUAUUAUCUGCAUUUGUUUCUCCCUAAUUUGUGAAACAAUCUGUUACUUUCAGUUCAUAUUUUCUUGACUAUAAAGUAAACUUGACACGGCGAGCAUUAUCCCUAGCAUUAUGUGACUCGAGCUUCUACUGGACAGUCUCAUUGUACAUCUGAGAUUCUGGACAUUAAAAUGGAUUAAGUGUGGAAUAAUUGAUUUAUUUCUAAGCAUACAUAUGAAUUUGCUGUAAUGUAUAAGAGUUUGCUUUCAGUCUUGUAGUAGCUGUAUAUUGAUUUCUUGAUUCUUCA
Messenger RNA from Phoenix dactylifera (date palm), 5829 nucleotides. RefSeq names its product Pentatricopeptide repeat (PPR) superfamily protein. Lineage: Eukaryota; Viridiplantae; Streptophyta; Magnoliopsida; Arecales; Arecaceae. Gene Ontology annotation, molecular function: protein binding. The record is from RefSeq and is a predicted model, not a curated record.